AUGUUUGCCAGGUUCCGCACGGCAGGUCGCUCCAAGAGCCAGGCGUCCGAGGGCGACGCGCCGGACAGCCGGCCCCGCGACUACGACAAGCAGUGGGCCAGCAAGUACCUGCUCGACCCGCUGACUGCGCCCGAGCCCAGCCAGGAGACGGGCCCGGGCACGUCGCACGUCAACCCCUACAGAGCCGCUGCCGGCAGCAGGCCAGGGGCGUCGCACCUCCGCCACGACGACCUGGAGCCAGGCCCGGGGCGCAUGCGUCGAGGCUCGUCGCCCAGCGCGCUGCCGACCACCUCUGCGUGCCUGCUGCAGCAGCACCUGCACCUGCAUCGCUAUCCCACCCCCCCGGCGCCUGCUGCGAGCCCCGCCGACGCCGACCUCGCCCUGGACUGGUCCGCGCCCUUGCACCGCCGCCCGCUGCCGUCCACCGAUGAUGAUCCGCUGCAUCAUCAUCAUCAUCAUCAUCUUCACCAGCAUCUUCACCAGCAACUGCACCAGCACCAGCACCAGCUACUGCACCAGCACCAGCAACUGCAACAGCAACUGCAACUGCGUCAGCAACUGCAACUGCACCAGCACCAGCCCCAUCGCCAUCACCACCCGCAGAGGCGCACGCAAUCUCCCGCCGGCAGCGCCUCCCUCACGCCUCCCGCCUCCCCGCCGCCGGCGUACGCGCAGCACUUCCGCUCCAGCUCCUGCUCCUGCUCCUGCUCCUGCUCCCGCACCGGCCACAGCUGCAGCUACAGGAACCGGAGCCAGAGCCAGAGCCAGAGCCAGAGCCCGUCCUCGUUCUGGUCGCUCGAAACCCCGGACGCGGACUACUGCGCCCCGUCCUCGUAUCCGCUGCCGCUACGUCAUCGCCUCGGCUCCCGCCCCGCCGCCAUCGCGACUCCUCCUCCUCCUCCCCCUUUUGCCCUCCCCUCCGUCGACACCGGCGCCAUCCUCCGCAGACGCAGCUCCAUCCGCGAGCGCUACCCGGGCGACAUGUCCCACCGCCCUCUCGACAUGAUCAGAAACGACGCCAUGGCGGCCGACCGGCCCUUCCGCCACCGCAAGCGCAUCUCCGAGACCGACACCAUCGACGCGCUCGACACCAUCGGCGGCGCCUACCACCACGGCGGGCCCUACGACGCCACCCUCCUCAGCCGCAACCUCGACAAGAAGUCGUCCCCCGUCGCCGCCGUCGAGCAGUCCAACCUCGAGGCCAUCCGCGCCACGCCCCGCGAAAACAUCAUCGACUCGCUGACCAGGCACGUGCCCCUCCAGGGCACCGCCUCCAUCCCCGCCGGCUUGCCCGACAUGAGCGGCCGCCUGAUGCAGUACGACGAGGGCGCCGACCUGAUGAGGGAGCCCGACGCCCCCGGCGGCGCCUACAAGCGCUGGGACUCUGGCCUCCAAUACCAUCCCGACGAUCUCAAAGGCAAGGGCGAGCCCUCCUUCACCAUCGAGCAGGAGCUCGGCAAGGACAAGCAGCAGCGUCGCCGCCACCGCUCGAGCGACCCGUCCGGCUUCGAGAUGCAGUCCAUGAGCCAGGACGCCGAGGCCAGCAACGCCGCCGCCGGCAUCCAACGCAGCCACACGACCGGCAAGAAGCUCAGCGGAGGCCUCAGGAGACGCUUUGGCAGCUCGCGCCGGAAGAAGGACCAUCCCGAGGACCAUGACCAAUAG
This is a messenger RNA of Ustilaginoidea virens, 1665 nucleotides long. RefSeq lists its product as uncharacterized. The transcript is spliced from 3 exons. Gene Ontology annotation, cellular component: cytoplasm. The record is from RefSeq and is a predicted model, not a curated record. The coding region runs from base 1 to 1665 and encodes 554 amino acids. Lineage: Eukaryota; Fungi; Ascomycota; Sordariomycetes; Hypocreales; Clavicipitaceae.